UAACCACCUUGAAGCUCCCCGCCCUUUUGAGCUUCCCCCUGCUACUCUAAGAUCGCCUUCCUUGUUCUUUUAUCCCACCGUGCCAAUGCCGACCGAAUGUUUUGCGGCGUUCCGAUAAUGUAUUUUCUACGAAGAUGAGGUUGUUGCUUUAAGAGGUCCAUUUUUCUCCCACAUGUAUUCCAAUCGGGCGGCCGCUCAUGUCCUGAAGAGGGCAACCCGCGGGGCGCGAGAAAUUCGCCGCGGGAUUGUUACCGACGCAGAUGUCGAGCAGGCCCGGAAGUAUUGCCUGAACCAGCUCAAGCAUGGCGAUUAUGAGGCGUACUUGACCCGCCAGUUCGUUCCGCGAUCUGCGCGAGACGCCUACGAUGCGCUACGAACACUCAAUCUCGAACUUGCUCGAUUGCCCGAGACCGUCUCUAGCCCGACCAUUGGCCAAUUUCGCAUACAGUUUUGGCGCGAUACGGUGCAGAAGAUCUUUGCCGGCAACCCUCCUAGAGAGCCAAUCUCAAUCCUGUUGCACAGCGCCGUCUCAAGCCUCACGUCCAGGGUGGGAAAAAGCGGUGCAAACUCAUUGAAGUUUUGGCUGCUGCGCUUGAUCAAUACACGAGAAAAGCAUAUGGAAAACAAGCCUUUUACAGAUUUGGCUGCCUUGGAGGAUUACGCCGAGAAUACGUACGCCACCUUGAUGUACACGACGCUUGGUACUAUUCCUUUGCGGUCUGUACAUUUGGACCAUCUGGCGAGCCACAUUGGCAAGGCAUGCGGUAUUAUUGCCACGUUACGGGGAAUACCUGUUCUUGCGGCACCUUCACGACCCGUCCAAGGUCCGGCCGGCGCCAGCGUUGGCAACACGCGGAACCCAGCCCUUUUGCUCCCACUGGAUGUUAUGGCUGAGGCAGGCCUGAAGGAAGAGGAUGUUUUUCGUAGGGGCCCAGAUGCGGAAUUUCUGCAGGACGCCAUCUUCAAGUCCGGGGCUGGGCCUGGGCACGACUAUGAACAUGAAGGCGAUACGGACCACAUAUACUCCCCAGACGAUCCGGAGAGCACGAGUACUGAUAUUAGACGAGGGUUUGGCGUGUUACUAGAGGCGAUCCCUGCCGCGGACUAUUUACAACGUCUAGAGAGCUCUAACUUUGAUCCAUUUAAGGUCCGGGGCACCUGGAAGCUUCCUUGGAGAUUGUGGCAGGGGCUAAGACGCCAGCAAAUUUGAUUUCCUGGUUAUAUAUUUGGCUGUGCCCUGUAAAUAUACCCCAUUGGGAUAGAGAGGAACUCGGGGUGUACUCAAAAAUAGCCGUACUGUUGUUUGCUUGCAUAUAUCUGUAAUACGAGGAAUUAAACCUGGAUGUCACAUUGGUUCCUGUGAUUAGGUUUAA
Messenger RNA from Lasiosphaeria miniovina, 1373 nucleotides. RefSeq names its product Squalene/phytoene synthase. Gene Ontology annotation, biological process: biosynthetic process; mitochondrial respiratory chain complex I assembly. Gene Ontology annotation, cellular component: mitochondrion. Lineage: Eukaryota; Fungi; Ascomycota; Sordariomycetes; Sordariales; Lasiosphaeriaceae. The record is from RefSeq and is a predicted model, not a curated record. Bases 173 to 1210 code for a protein of 345 amino acids. The transcript has 3 exons.